AUGCCUGAAUCGGAGGCAAUCCCUGACCCAAAUAAUCCGACACCUGCUCCUUCAUCCACCAUACCCGUGCUAAUUCCCCCCUCGACUUCGCUCACCGCCGAACAACACGCUUUCUACCAGGAUAUUCUCGACCACUUAGGCCUCACCGUUCCGUCUGCGGCGUCCUCCGGUAUUCCUUCCGUCCUCGGGAAGCGCAAAAUUGGACCUCCCCAAACGCGCAAGCCCAUUUCUUUGUUUGACGGAAUCCAUCAAUCACACUGUGCAGGCUACAUCGAGGGGCUUACCAUCAACGCCUUUUGGAAUAUGAAGCGCAUACUCACUUAUGGCUGUCUCAAGUCCUUUCCAACCGCUGGGGCUGCCCGCAUCGACGACCUUCCUCCCAGUGAACGUGCAGGUCAUCACGCGGAUAUUUUCGCGAAGAUUAUGUCGACAUGCCGCAUCGAUCUCUUACCUGUUUUGCAGCACAUCUACCACGACUCGAAUGCUCGUCCCGCCGUCUGGCAAGCACUAUGUGAUCGACUUGCGAUUUUACUCCCCAUUCCCGGCUCGGAUUGCCUAUUUCCACCCAUCGAACAAGGCAUUGCCAAAUCCAAACGGGGUCUUGCUCAUCCUCAACUCCGCAUGCUCAUCAUGCCCUGGAAAGACCGAGUUUUAUUUCCGCCUUUAAUCUAUGGACCACCCGCCAAUCCAACACCCACUCUAUCCCCAGAAGCUCAGACUAUCUAUGACAAGAUUGUCGCAAGUCAAUAUACCCCGUCUUGCAAAUACUUCCCUUCGUUUUGCUACCCGGAUGGCCAGUGGAACCCAGACGCCUACCUCGAAAAUCUCUUCACCGGCGUUGCAAUUUGGCGAGGCAUCAGGCUUUUAUUCGUCUCGCGUUCAGGCGCAAUUAACGCCGCAGACGACGAGCUCUCUUACGGCUGUUUAGCUGCUAUUCAUAACAUUCGUCGUGUCACCGCUCAUAUGGUUGCAUAUGUGGUUGUGCAGGUAAUGUGCAUAUAUUCUCAGGUCUACGCUGAAACUGUUCAGGUUUGGCUAUCCAUCAGCAGUGCUCCUCAGUGGACAAACCAGGAGUCCAAAAAAUACAAGUUUACCGUUCUCUAUCAGAAAGUCUUGGAUGCGUUUGCUGACGAUUCCGACCCCGAUCGCCCAGAAUGGGGCAAAGAGACACUUGAUUGGUUGACCGAGCGAGUUUUUGGCGAAGGCGAUGAUAACCUGUCAGAUGGGUCGGAUUGCGAUGGAGCUGCCAGCGAAGAUGAAGCAGUGGCUCAACGUCGCCGUCGUGCUAGCCAACGUGUGCUUGCGGAUGCGACCAACUCUGGUGGCACUUGA
Messenger RNA from Mycena indigotica, 1332 nucleotides. RefSeq lists its product as uncharacterized. The record is from RefSeq and is a predicted model, not a curated record. Lineage: Eukaryota; Fungi; Basidiomycota; Agaricomycetes; Agaricales; Mycenaceae. The transcript has 9 exons. Bases 1 to 1332 code for a protein of 443 amino acids.